AACGAAUGGCGAUAAAAGUUAUUGACAGUGUUGGGCCAGGUUGGCACAAUGGAGACGUCUAUCCCACUCCUUCUUGGUUGGCUCCUUAUACUAGGAAAUCGAUGUUCAGUCCUGGCUAUGUGGAAACAAACUGGUACGUUUGGAGAAACUUUGUAUAUUGGAAGUAUCGAUGGUACUCCCUCAUUUGGAGAAACUCUACCUGGAGCAAUUGGAGAUGUAUCGUGUGUCAAAAGUGGAAAUGAUACUACUGAUAUGGAAAAUUAUGAUACAGAAAUCCAUUCUAUUGUUGACAACGAGUACAAAGAAGAGGUUCUAUCAGAUUAUUUUAUCCAAGUGUUUGCAGAUGUAUAUGAUUGUAAAAUCGAAGUGGACAAAGAAGAAGAAAAUGAAGAGGAAAAAGAAAGAGAGGAAGAGAAAGAAAAUGAAAAUUAUGAUAAAUCUAAGAUAGUAAAUUUUAAGUUGAUUUAUCAGAGACUGUUAAGCAUUGAAGAAAUCUUCGAGGUGGAAUUCAAUUCUGGAAUUCAAGUAUCUGUAAAGAAAUUCGAUGUGGAUCGUGUCCAAGUUGAUGAGAGAAAGUGUUUUCUACCUCAAAGGAUGAAUUGCCACAACAGUUUGAGUGCGAAAUCCAAAUCAACUCUUUUCUAGGAAUUGAACAACUAGGGGACACACCAACAUUCAUUCCAAAGUACGUAUUUAGUAUAUACGUAUUUUAGAGAGUACGUUUUCACUCAAUAUUUUUUCAAUAUAAUUUAUCAUGAAGUUCUAUAGAUAUGAUUUUCAUAAAUUGAAAUCGGAUCUUCGAACUGGAAUUCG
Messenger RNA from Nilaparvata lugens (brown planthopper), 813 nucleotides. RefSeq lists its product as uncharacterized. The record is from RefSeq and is a predicted model, not a curated record. Lineage: Eukaryota; Metazoa; Arthropoda; Insecta; Hemiptera; Delphacidae. The transcript has 5 exons. Bases 49 to 645 code for a protein of 198 amino acids.